CCCGUUUCUUCUUUUAAGAAGAAAAAGAUCGAGAAGUCUAAGAUUUAUUGCUUGAGCUCCAAGCGGCCGGAGCGAGGAAUCUGAAUUGAAGCAGCAGCAGCAAGAAUUCGGUUUGUGAUUCUGCGACGGCGGGAAGGAAACCAUGUCGUUUCUGUGGGAAAAGAGUGGGACGUGGAGAUGGAUAGUGAGGAAAACGAGAGACUCGACGCCCUUCUUUGUCACCUUUGCAACGAUAUGCGGUGUGAUUCCUGGAUUCAUUGGCUAUCAAGUUAUGCAGUUCACCAACUCUCGCAAUGAACAGCUCGAAGCAGAACUCCGCCGCAACGCCCGCCCCGAUUCCCUUAUAAUGGGGAAAGUAAAUAAAGAGAGGCUUGCAGAAUAUCUGGGUGAACUGCAGAGAAAAGAGAACACAAAUGACCGAUACGUGGCUGCUCUAAGAGGAGAGACUUUGACAAGGAACCCUUAUGCAGGGGAGACUCAACCAAUUCCAAAGGUAAACAAUGCGGAAACUAAGAAACAAGGCGAGUAGUUGUUAUUAUAUUGAUAAUACAUACCCCCACUUGAUUUUGUAGUUUGUUGUGAUGAAUUUUCUUUACAAACAAAUUCUAAGGUUGCUAAUAAGUUCAGUAUAUAUAUGGUCUUUUCAGCCUUUCAAUGUAAAAGUAGUGCUGAAUGACCCAAUUUCAGUGUUUGGUUAAACCAGUUUUCCGAAUUUUUGGCUCGAUUCUGUGGAUUAUUGAGGUUUAUUCGGUUCAUAUGA
Messenger RNA from Impatiens glandulifera, 760 nucleotides. RefSeq lists its product as uncharacterized. Bases 143 to 529 code for a protein of 128 amino acids. The transcript is spliced from 3 exons. The record is from RefSeq and is a predicted model, not a curated record. Lineage: Eukaryota; Viridiplantae; Streptophyta; Magnoliopsida; Ericales; Balsaminaceae.